Molecule: messenger RNA, 1224 nt
Organism: Protopterus annectens (West African lungfish)
Lineage: Eukaryota; Metazoa; Chordata; Ceratodontiformes; Protopteridae
Product: MORC family CW-type zinc finger protein 4-like
Exons: 9
Coding region: 175-1221 (348 amino acids)
Cellular component (GO): nucleus; nucleoplasm
Molecular function (GO): ATP hydrolysis activity
Source: RefSeq, a predicted model, not a curated record
UGGUAAAACUGGUUUUGGAAAUAGGUGGUGACCUACUAUCAUACUUAAUAAGAGGACCAGCAGAGCAACUGAACGUAUGUUUCAUACCGCGCAUGGGCAGCUGGCCUAUUAAAGAUAUAGAAGUUUGGGAAGGUAAACGUUCCUCUGUGUGACUGUUAUUGCAUCUUCCUAAGGAUGGCGGCUUUGAGUGAGUUUGGGAUCCGACUGAGCGCGAUGAGCCCUUCAUACCUGCACACUAAUUCAACGAGCCACACCGGGCCCUUUAGUGCUUUUGCAGAGCUUGUUGAUAAUGCUUGUGAUCCAGGGGUUACAGCUAAGCAGCUGUGGAUUGAUGUGUGUGAAAUAAAGAAUAUGAUAUGCCUAACAGUCACGGACAACGGGAAUGGCAUGACUCCCAACAGACUUCAGAAGAUGCUCAGUUUUGGCUUCACAGAAAAGGCUGUAGUCAAGAAUCACCAUCCAAUUGGGAUUUAUGGAAAUGGUUUCAAAUCCGGCUCCAUGAGACUAGGAAAGGAUGCUCUAGUAUUCACUAAGAGCGGAGGUGCUAUGACUGUAGGGCUUCUGUCACAGACCUACCUGGAGGCUAUUGGUGCCAAUGCUAUUGUCAUCCCUACUGUGCCUUUCAACCAGCAGACACAGGAAAUAAUUGUGACUGAGGACUCUGUCCCCAGCUUGGAAGCGAUCUUGAAGCAUACUUUCUUUAAAACAAAGGAGGAAGUACUGGAAGAGUUUAAUGCAAUACCUAAUAAAAAAGGUACACGGAUUAUUAUAUGGAAUUUGAGAAGGAAUAAAAAUGACACAGCAGAAUUGGAUUUUACAAUGGACAAGCAUGACAUUAGAAUCCCAAGUAUUGGAGCUGAUGAAAAUGGAAGAAAAGGCCCUCGCAAACUAGAGAAGCACGAUCCAUUUCACACAGAGAACAGCAUCCGUCUUUGCUCUCUUCGGGACUACUUGAGCAUCUUGUAUUUGAAGCCUCGCAUGCAGAUCAUCCUUCGGCAGAAAAAGCCUAGUAACAUUGGUAAUGGUGUUGGAGUGAUUGGGGUUGUCGAAUGUAACUUCCUGAAUCCAGCCCACAAUAAGCAGGACUUUGAAUACAGUAAAGAAUUCAGGUUGACCAUGAUUAAUUUGGGUCUCAAGCUGAAUGAGUACUGGAAAGAUAAGAAAUGUACUAAGAAGCAAGUAAUGCAAGACAGCACAGGUGAUCAUGAAGUUACUAGGUAAGUU